GGCGCCGGGGGCGGGGCCGGGACACCCGCGCCCCUGGGCGCCGGGCGCGUAGCCCCGUAGGAAGCGGGGCUCCCCCAUCCGGGAGGCGGGAGAGGGGCGCGCCCCCUAGGGCCCUCACUUGCUCGCCCUCCAGCCGGGCUCUUUCCCCUUCUCUGCCUCCAUCUCUGGCUCCGUCUCCGCACCCAUCUCUGCCCGUCUCUGCCCCUGCUGAGAAGUUAGUCCAGUCCCUCCGGGUCGGGCAAGCGCCCCACCCCUGUUCUGGGUCGCAGCCCCCAGGACACCUCCAGAACGCUGUGUCCCCCUCCUGGCCUCUCGCCCGCCGCCCUCAUGAGGAAAACCAACAUGUGGUUCUUGGAUCGGCUCCGCGGGUCUGGGGAGAACGGCGGUCGGGCUGCGGGGGCCGAGGCAGGGGACAGGGCCGCCAGGGGGCCGCUGUACAGCAACGUGCUGACCCCCGACAAGAUCCCGGACUUCUUCAUCCCCCCUAAGCUGCCCUCGGGCCCCGCGGAGGCCGAGGGGCCGGCGGAGCUGGGGCCGUCCCCGUCUGAGCAGAACCUGGCUGCCUCCCCGCGCCGCAGCCCCCGCAGCCCCCGGCUGCCCGCCAAGCUGGCAGCGGAGAGCAAAAGCCUGCUGAAGGCAGCCACACGACACGUCAUCCAGAUCGAGAGUGCCGAGGACUGGCCGGCGGAGGAGGCCCCGGGCUCCGUGUCCCUGCCCUCGGUGCCCAAGGCCCAGACGUCCUACGGCUUCACCACGCUGGCCGAGAGCCCCCACACGCGGCGCAAGGAGUCCCUGUUCCACAGUGAGCACGGGGCCCUGGCCCAGGUGGGCUCCCCAGGUGCCGGGCGCCGGCGGGCAGGUGCCAAGGCCAAUGGGGGGGAUGGGGGCCCCAGGGAGGCUGGAGGCGGCCUGAUGAGCCCCGGGCGCUACUUCAGCGGUGGGGAGAGCGACACAGGCUCCUCGGCCGAGUCUUCCCCGUUCGGGUCCCCUCUGCUGUCACGCUCGGUGUCCCUGCUCAAAGGUUUUGCGCAGGAUGGCCAGGCCAAGGUGAGCCAGCUCAAGCACUCGGUGGGGCGCCAUGGCUCCCUGUCGGCUGACGACAGCACGCCGGACACCAGCCCCGGCGUCCGCCGUCGCCUGACCCGCCGGGCCACUCCAGAACCGGGCCCAGAGUCUGGCUCCGCGCCCCGCGGGGAGCACAUAGUGCGCGUGGGGCCCCGGGGCAGUGUGCGGCUGUUGGCCGAAUAUGAGGCGGCCCAGGCCCGGCUGCGCGUGCGGCUGCUGGUGGCUGAGGGUCUGUACGAGCGGCCCUGGGAGGCCCGCAGCAUCAACUGCUGCGUGGGCCUGUGUCUAGUGCCGGGCAAGCUUCAAAAGCAGCGCAGCACCAUCAUCAAGAACAGCCGCCACCCAGUCUUCAAUGAGGACUUCUUCUUCGACGGGCUGGGGCCGGCCAGUGUGCGAAAGCUUUCCCUCCGCAUCAAGGUGGUGAACAAGGGAAGCAGCCUGAAGCGGGACACGCUGCUCGGGGAGAAGGAGCUGCCCCUCACCUCGCUGCUGCCCUUCCUGUGAGCUGGCCGGCUCCCUCCUGGGGCACACGGGGGCACCCAUCUGCUGCACACGGGCCAGGGCAGAUCGGUUGCUGGGGGGCUGGGGCUGGGUGAGGAGGUGGGCUUCAAUUCAGUGGGGCUCGGCCUUGUGCUGCCUGCUGCUGAUCCUGCUGUCCUGUGUCGCCGGUGUGAACAGAAUCUUACUUUUCAUGAACGGAUCUUUUUGGAGGAGGAGGAGGGGGAGGAGGAGAGGCUGUGAGGAAGAGUUUGGGGGCCUUGGCAGGGCUGACCAUCCGCCUCGGCCCUCGAUACUGCUCCAUCCUGCUUUUCCACAGAGUUGGGGACAGAGGUCCUCAGAGGCCCACGAAUCAAGGAGGCUGAGGCGGCAGGGACAGACAGGCCAGGUCUCAAGUCCUGGGGCCGAGCUCAACCCAUUCCUCUGUGGCAGUGUUGCCCUCCCCAACCACCCUGCUGCCACUCUGCUCUGCACAGAAGCCUCGAGAGCUGGUGACACCACAUGGCACCUCCCUUCCUCAGGCUCUGGGCAGCCCCAGCCUCCAGGCUCAGAGGCGAGGGGCUCAGGGGCCAUCCCUGGCCUCCAGACCUGGCUCUUGAUGGAGGAGAAAGUGUGGCUGCCAGGCUGGAGCCCGAUGUUCGGGGACACAAGGAGCUGGCCGACUGCUGGCCUGGCACUCAUCGGGGCCACCUUGACAGGAGGGGCCUGUGCAGCCCUCGGGGGCCCCUGUGCCCUCCCAGCCAGUGCCCGGCAUGGCCUUUACCCUACCUGUAAAUAGGGUUUGGUUAUGGAGCCUGGGCGGGAUCACCACAGGCCGGGCUGGGCCUGGUUCUGGCUUUUCACUGAGCCAGGCAGUUGAUUGGGUUUUGCUAUUGGUUAUGCGAGUCCUUGAAUGAUUUCUGGGCUUUUUUUUUUUUCCCACAAAUUCUGCAAGUCACAGGAGGGCAGGUUUCCUGCAGGGUGAGCAGCCCUGUGGGACCUGUGAUGUUCCCCCCUUUCGCUGGCUCUCUUCUUCCUGAUGAGGAUGUCUGCACCCACCAGAGAGGGAUGCGGAGCUGACUCCCCAGGCCUGGAGAGAGCCUGCAAUUUCUGCUGCACGCCUGAGUUGCCCUGUAUCCUGUGACAGCUGGGCCCGGGCCCCUGUCUGUGCCUGUCCCCUCCCCUUUGGGACCUGGGGUGCAGACCGCAGGCCCUGCAUGGAGCUGGAUGCUUGGAGCUCGUGGCCACCUCCCUUCUCUGGUGGGGACCCCACCUCCUGUUCUCCUCGGGAGGGGGGCUCCCCAUUUUAUAUAUCUGUGCACUGUUUGAUAUCUUUGUGUUUGAAGUUGAUCGUGGAUGAAUCUUUCAGACACUUCCCUCCAGUGUGUUUGUUUAUAAAUGCUGUUUUUAGUGCAAUAAAGGUGUUUCGGGGA
Messenger RNA from Heterocephalus glaber (naked mole-rat), 2975 nucleotides. The record is from RefSeq and is a predicted model, not a curated record. NCBI's taxonomy places the organism in Eukaryota, Metazoa, Chordata, Mammalia, Rodentia, Bathyergidae.